AUGGGCAUCAAGCAGCAGCAUGCCACCACUCGUGCAGCAGCUGCCGCCGUGCUGCUGCUCGUGGCGGCCGCCCGUGGCGCAGCGGCACAAGGAUACGGCAGAGGAGGUCGAUAUGAAUAUGGCGGUAGUGAUGACGGUGGUGGUGGCGUUGGGUACGGUGGUCAUCACUGGGGAGGCGGAGGUGGAUACGGGUAUGGCCGUAGUAGUGAUGACGGUGGUCAUCACUGGGGAGGCGGUCUGAGCAUGGAUUACUACUCCAUGACGUGCCCGCACGCCGACGAGAUCGUGCGCGGCGUGGUCUUCAAGGCGCUGGAAAAGGACCCGAACCUCGCCGCGUCCCUGCUCCGGCUCCACUUCCAUGACUGCUUCGUCCGCGGCUGCGACGCCUCCGUGCUCCUCGACUCCACCAAGGCACACGGCACCGCCGAGAAGGACGCGCUCACCAACAAGUCUUUGCGCGGCUUCGAGGUCAUCGACGCCGUCAAGGCCGCCCUGGAGGCGCAGUGCCCCGGCACCGUCUCCUGCGCCGACGUGCUGGCCCUCGCCGCCCGGGACUCCGUCUACAUGGCCGGGGACCUCUACUACAUGGUGCCCAUGGGACGCAAGGACGGUUACGUCUCCCGCGCCGCUGACACCUCCGCGCUCCCCGCCGCGACGCUCAAUGCGUCCGAGCUCAUCAAGGUGUUCGUCCGUGACCACGGCUUCACGGUGCCGGAGCUCGUCGCGCUCUCCGGCGGCCACACGCUGGGCCAGGCCCACUGCGCCAACUUCAAGAACCGGCUCAGUGGCUUGGGCAACAGGGUGGACCCCACGAUGGACGCCUGGAUGGCGGCAUCGCUGGCGAAGACGUGCAAGAAGGGCGGCGACGGGGCCACAGCCAAGCUCGACGCCACCAGCAACGCCUUCGACGCCGAGUACUUCAAGGGCUUGCAGGCCAGGAGGGGUCUGCUCACGUCCGACCAGACGCUGCUCAACGGGUCGCCGGAGACGGCCAUGUAUGUGAACCAGUUCGCGGACAGCCCGGACGCCUUCUUCGACGCGUUCGUGCAGGGCAUGGGAAGGAUGGGUCAGCUGGAUCUCAACUCCGACGGCAACGUGAGGAUCAGCUGCAGGGUGAUCAACUAAUUUCAACUGUGCAUGCAGGGUACAGCAUGAAAAAUACAGUAAUAACUAAUUAAGGUUAUUGAUCGAUGUUGGGUCUGGGAGGCAGCAGCGUCUACCUGCAGCUUAUGAUACUUAUUUGUAUUUGCAGUGCAACUCUGAAACCAUUUUAAUUUGUAGUAGGCUUGAAU
This is a messenger RNA of Hordeum vulgare subsp. vulgare (domesticated barley), 1292 nucleotides long. RefSeq names its product peroxidase 47-like. Bases 1 to 1125 code for a protein of 374 amino acids. Gene Ontology annotation, cellular component: plasmodesma; plant-type cell wall. The record is from RefSeq and is a predicted model, not a curated record. Lineage: Eukaryota; Viridiplantae; Streptophyta; Magnoliopsida; Poales; Poaceae. Gene Ontology annotation, molecular function: heme binding; peroxidase activity. Gene Ontology annotation, biological process: hydrogen peroxide catabolic process; response to oxidative stress. The transcript has a single exon.